AAAGCCUCCUUCUACCCUCUCACGGCUUUCACCCGCAUAUCUCUCUCCCCCCACAUUCUCUCUCUACAUAGAAUUUGAUCGAUAAUAAUAAAAACCAGAGAGUUAACGAGGAAGAGAGAGAGAGAGAGAAACCCCAACAAGCAAUGAAGCAAAGCUCAUCUGAGACGGUCUCCUUAUCUUCCUCUACACCCGCUAUAUCGGACCAAUCACAGAUAGCCACCUCAUCAUCGAGGCCGUCAACAUCAACCGCAACCACCAUUGCCUCAGCAUCGAUAUCGUUGGAGAAACCGAUGUCUUCCAUCGCGGCGGCGGAGGACUUGGUGGUAGGGUCCAGGGACGGCAGCGGCGGGGCGCAGGAGACGGUAACCGUCGAUCGGCGGGGCGAGUAUUCAGCUGUGUGCCGAUGGACGGUCCACAAUUUUCCACGAAUCAAGGCUAGGGCACUCUGGAGUAAGUACUUUGAGGUGGGAGGGUAUGAUUGUCGCCUACUGGUGUACCCUAAGGGGGACUCUCAGGCUUUGCCAGGGUACAUAUCCAUUUACCUCCAAAUCAUGGACCCGCGGGGCACAUCGUCGUCAAAAUGGGACUGCUUCGCCAGUUACCGUCUCGCCAUCGUCAACCUGCUCGAUGAUUCCAAGACUAUUCAUCGGGAUUCGUGGCACCGUUUCUCUAGCAAGAAGAAAUCUCAUGGAUGGUGCGAUUUCACGCCUUCAUCUACUGUUUUCGAUUCCAAAUUAGGUUAUGUGUCAAACAACGAUUCCGUUCUUAUAACUGCUGAUAUUUUAAUCUUGAACGAAUCCGUUAAUUUCACGCGAGAUAAUAAUGAUAUACAAUCGUCAUCUUCCUCGACGAUUUCUUCGUCCGUAGUUGCGGGCCCCGUAUCUGAUGUCUUGAGUGGAAAAUUUACAUGGAAAGUGCAUAAUUUUAGCUUGUUUAAGGAGAUGAUUAAGACGCAGAAGAUAAUGAGCCCGGUUUUCCCUGCUGGAGAGUGUAACUUGAGGAUUAGUGUGUAUCAGAGCUCCGUUAAUGGGCAAGAGUAUUUGUCUAUGUGUUUGGAGAGCAAGGAUACGGAGAAGACUGUCGUGUCUGAUAGGAGUUGUUGGUGUCUAUUUAGAAUGUCAGUAUUGAACCAGAAGCCUGGUUCCAAUCACAUGCACAGAGAUUCUUAUGGGAGAUUUGCAGCAGAUAACAAGAGUGGGGAUAACACAAGCUUGGGGUGGAAUGACUAUAUGAAGAUGUCUGAUUUUGUUGCCCAAGACUCCGGGUUUUUAGUGGAUGAUACUGCUGUGUUUAGUACCUCAUUUCAUGUGAUUAAAGAAUUCAGUAGCUUCUCUAAGAAUGGGGGUCUGAUUGGUGUAAGAAGUGGGAGUGGGGCCAGGAAAUCUGAUGGACAUUUGGGCAAAUUCACUUGGAGGAUUGAAAACUUCACUAAAUUGAAAGAUCUUUUGAAGAAAAGGAAGAUUACUGGUCUAUGCAUUAAGAGCAGGAGGUUUCAGAUUGGUAACAGGGACUGCCGCCUCAUUGUUUAUCCUCGUGGGCAGUCCCAGCCACCAUGUCAUCUUUCAGUUUUUCUUGAAGUCACGGAUUCGCGAAAUACUUCUAAUGAUUGGAGCUGUUUUGUGAGUCAUCGAUUGUCAGUUGUGAAUCAAAGGAUGGAGGAGAAAUCUGUCAUGAAGGAAUCUCAGAAUCGCUACUCUAAAGCGGCAAAGGAUUGGGGUUGGCGUGAAUUUGUAACACUUACCAGUCUCUUUGAUCAAGAUUCUGGAUUUCUUGUUCAGGACACAGUUGUAUUCUCUGCAGAGGUUCUGAUUCUGAAAGAGACAUCUGUAGUGCAGGAUUUUACUGAUCGGGAUACUGACUUGGCAGUUGUUGGUUCCCAUUUAGAUAAGGUUGGGAAAAGAAGUUCUUUUACAUGGAAAGUGGAGAACUUCUUGUCCUUCAAGGAAAUAAUGGAAACCCGAAAAAUCUUUAGCAAAUUCUUCCAAGCUGGCGGAUGUGAGCUUCGGAUUGGUGUAUAUGAGUCUUUUGACACCAUAUGUAUAUACUUAGAAAGUGAUCAGUCUGUUGGUAGUGACCCAGACAAGAACUUCUGGGUCAGGUACAGAAUGGCUGUGGUGAAUCAGAAGAACCCAGCCAAAACUGUAUGGAAGGAGUCUUCUAUUUGUACAAAGACAUGGAAUAAUUCUGUUUUGCAAUUCAUGAAGGUGUCAGAUAUGUUGGAAGCUGAUGCAGGGUUUCUUGUCCGUGACACGGUUGUUUUUGUUUGUGAAAUAUUGGAUUGCUGCCCAUGGUUUGAAUUUUCGGACUUAUAGGUUUUAGCUUCUGAGGAUGAUCAGGAUGCUCUAACAACUGAUCGUGAUGAACUCAUUGAUUCUGAAGACAGUGAAGGAAUAAGUGGAGAUGAAGAAGACAUCUUUAGAAACCUUCUGUCUCGAGCUGGAUUUCACCUCUCCUAUGGUGAUAAUCCUUCCCAGCCUCAGGUCACUUUACGAGAAAAGCUUCUGAUGGAUGCUGGUGCGAUUGCUGGUUUUCUGACUGGACUUCGGGUUUAUCUUGAUGACCCUGCUAAAGUAAAGCGUUUGCUUCUUCCAACAAAGCUCUCUGGUAAUGAUGGGAAGAAGGUAAUGAAGGCUGAUGAAUCUUCCCCCAGUUUGAUGAAUUUGCUAAUGGGGGUUAAAGUUUUGCAGCAAGCAAUUAUUGACUUACUCUUGGAUAUAAUGGUUGAAUGCUGCCAACCUUCAGAAGGAGCUUCUCAUGGUGAAUCUUCUGAAAGAAACUCAAAAACUACUACUGAUGGCAGUGGAGCUGCUAGUCCAGUGGAAUCUGAUAGGGACAGUGGAGCAACAGAAUCUGCUCAUUAUCCUUUGUAUGAGAGAUUGGACUCUGGUGUAGAUGAUGGUACCAGUGCACCUGCUGUCCAAAGUUCUGAUAUGAAUGGGGUUGAUAUUGCAGAAAAAGCUGUUCCUGGACAGCCUAUUUGUCCACCAGAAACAAAUGCUGGGGGUACAUUUGAAAGUGCUUCAGUUCGCUCUAAGACAAAGUGGCCUGAGCAAUCUGAGGAACUUUUAGGAUUAAUAAUAAACUCACUGAGAGCUCUUGAUGGAGCUGUUCCACAAGGCUGUCCUGAGCCAAGAAGACGGCCUCAAUCUGCUCAAAAAAUUGCGCUCGUAUUAGAUAAAGCUCCUAAGCAUUUGCAACCGGAUCUAGUUACUUUAGUACCCAAGUUGGUUGAGCAUUCAGAGCAUCCUCUGGCUGCUUAUGCACUUCUAGAAAGACUUCAGAAGCCAGAUGCUGAACCUGCACUACGAAUACCUGUAUUUGGUGCUCUUACUCAACUGGAAUGUGGCAGUGAGGUGUGGGAACGCAUCUUAUUUCAAUCUUUUGGGCUUUUGAGAGAUGCAAACGACGAACCUCUUGCUGCAACCAUUGAUUUUAUUUUUAAAGCAGCUUCCCAAUGCCAACAUCUUCCUGAAGCAGUCAGAGCUGUUCGUGUUAGGCUAAAAGAUUUGGGUGUGGAUGUUUCUGCUUGUGUGCUUGACUUUUUGAGUAAAACUGUUAAUAGUUGGGGUGAUGUUGCAGAAACCACACUUAGAGAUAUAGAUUGUGAUGAUGAUUUUGGUGAUAAUUGCUCGACAUUGCCAUGUGGACUCUUUUUGCUUGGCGAAAAUGGAGCUACUUCUGAAAGGUUGCACAUGAUGGAUGAUCAAGCUUUCAGUGCUAGCCGUCAUUUUUCUGACAUUUACAUUUUGAUUGAGAUGUUAUCCACCACAGAUAGUAGUCGUGAUAGAUUAGAUUGGAUAUUUGGUAAUUUGGCAUGCGAUGAGCAGGAGAUCAUUAGACCUGUGUUGACCAUGAUGAGGGAGGUUGCUGAACUUGCAAAUGUUGACCGGGCAGCUCUUUGGCACCAUUUAUGUGCGAGUGAAGAUGAGAUUAUUCGCGUGCGUGAUGAUAGAAAAGCUGAAAUUUCAAAUAUGGUACGAGAGAAAGCUAUUUUAUCUCAAAAAUUGAGUGAAUCUGAGGCUGCAAACAAUCGUCUCAAGUCUGAAUUGAGGGCUGAGAUGGAUCGGUUUGCUCGGGAAAAGAAGGAACAUUCUGAGCAGAUGCAGGAAGUAGAGAGUCAACUUGAGUGGAUUCGCUCUGAGCGUGAUGAUGAAAUUGCGAAACUCUCAGCUGAUAAGAAAGCUCUCCAGGAUCGUCUUCAUGAAGCAGAGACACAACUCUCCCAAUUGAAGUCCCGGAAACGUGAUGAGUUGAAGAGAGUUGUAAAGGAGAAAAAUGCUCUUGCUGAAAGGCUAAAGAGUGCUGAAGCUGCUCGGAAAAGAUUUGAUGAAGAGUUGAAACGAUUUGCAACUGAGAAUGUCACCCGUGAAGAAAUCCGUCAGUCACUUGAGGAUGAAGUUCGGCGCUUAACUCAAACAGUCGGGCAAACCGAAGGAGAAAAGCGGGAAAAGGAAGAGCAGGUUGCCCGGUGUGAGGCGUAUAUUGACGGCAUGGAGUCAAAAUUGCAAGCAUGCCAGCAAUAUAUUCACACCCUCGAGGCUUCACUUCAAGAAGAAAUGACACGACAUGCUCCCUUGUAUGGGGCUGGGCUGGAAGCUUUAUCGAUGAAAGAGUUGGACACACUGGCACGAAUUCACGAGGAGGGGCUGAGGCAUAUUCAUGCCCUCCAACAGCGUAAAGGAAGUCCUGCGGGCAGUCCUCUUGUGAGUCCCCAUACUCUCCCACAUAAUCACGGGCUAUACCCAACUGCGUCACCUCCAAUGGCUGUUGGGUUGCCCCCAUCGCUAAUCCCAAACAGUGUUGGGAUUCACAGUAAUGGGCAUGUGAAUGGCGCUGUUGGACCCUGGUUCAACCAUACUUGAAAAAAAUUCCAAGAGAGUAAAGUUUCUUUCCAUUUGUUGACGUAAAAUAGAAGAGCUGGGGUGACAUCUCAAUAUGAAGGGAUGGUCUGCUUUUUCUGAGUAUUUUUUUUUUUAUCUCUUUCUUGGCAUUUGGACUGGUAGGACUGUUGGAGAAGAGAGGAAUAAGUGAAGAAGAUAUGGAUGAGCAGCAGGGUAAUAGUAUUAGAUUGAAUCAUUGUGAAGAACGAAUGCUGCAUCCAAUGGAACUAACAGUUAGAAAUGCCAUACCUAUUUGCUUCUUUUUCUUUAAAAGUUAAUUAUAGGCCUUUUUAGAAAGUUUUGUGAAUGGUCUUGUCCCAUCUUUUCUUAUAAUAUUCUAUUUCCUUA
This is a messenger RNA of Carica papaya (papaya), 5228 nucleotides long. Lineage: Eukaryota; Viridiplantae; Streptophyta; Magnoliopsida; Brassicales; Caricaceae. The record is from RefSeq and is a predicted model, not a curated record.